Messenger RNA from Caenorhabditis auriculariae, 7874 nucleotides. The record is from the annotation of a GenBank genome assembly. Lineage: Eukaryota; Metazoa; Nematoda; Chromadorea; Rhabditida; Rhabditidae.
AUGGAAACUGAGUCAACAAGCUCAGCCACCACUUUCAAUCCAGGAGAUCUGAUUUGGGCCAAAAUGAAAGGGUUUCCGCCCUGGCCAGCGAAGGUUUGUAAUGGAAUUUUUAAAACUCGAUAAUAAACUUCAUUUAGUUGUGAAAUGAUUAUCAAGAAAAUAAUUUUCAGGUCUUAGAACAAUCUGAAGAUACACCAGUGCGUCGUAUUCCAGUGAUGUUCUAUGGGACUCUUGAAAAAUCUUUCAUGAAGCCAUCAGAUCUUUUUAGUUACUUGGAACAUCGCGCAGAGUUUGAAAUCCCGAGAAAACAAAAGGUUUCAAGACAUUUUUUGGUCAAAAAAUGGAGCUCUUUUCAGGAUUUCAAUAAGGCUGUUCAAGAGAUACGAAUCGAAGCAGGACUAUCACAGUCCACAGACCUCGGAUUUCCCUCGAUAGAAGAAAUGGAGAAGACGAAGCCGGCGCUGCCUAACCAGGGGAGAACGAGGACCUCCAGCAGUCGGCUAGACGCGAUUCUCAACGGCGAAAUAGGCGAUGAAGACCGGAAAAGGAAACGAUCCAACAGCAACUCCACCAGGUUCCUGGCUGAUAUUCCCUGUCGGAGACGGUUUUCUUUUGUCCAGGUCUCGUUCUAGAACGAGCAGUACUGCGCCUGGUUUCCGACAUUUGAAAGAGGCGAUGAGGGAACGGAAAAGACUAGACAGUGAGAGUUCAAAUGGGUCGAAGCGGAAAAAAAUGGGCAUGAUCAGUGGAGGAAUCCCUUACGCUCCAGAGCUUGUUGAUCAUUUUGGCGGCGUCAGUUUUUUUUCGUUGUUUUGAUUUCACAGAUGUGAAAUUUUUUUGAAGUUCUUAUAGAUUCUAAUCAAGUUUUCGGAACAAUGACAUAAUUGGGAAUCUGGCAUACCACUGUUCGAAGUUUUUCAGGAAGAUCUCAGCGCUCUUCUCGGCGACGAUUUCAUUUUCACAGCAGGAGCGUCAAACGCUUUGCCAGAAGAAAAUCGAUCGUGGCGCUCAAAAAGAUCUCGGGCUUCUUCCCGAAUUUUCGAGGACUUGUUCGGACAUCAGAGGACGCGCAACCGCAGUGGAAGUGCCAGUGCCAGCGGCCGUCGCAGUCGGUUAGGAUUAUCAGAAGGGCGCAACUAGCCAAGAAAUUUGAGCCUCAUCUCGAUGUCUGGCUUCUCCGGGGUUUCUGACUACUUUGAGGAACUUUUCGCCGCACCGGCCGACUUGGACGCUCAUGCCGAACAGCUCAUGAUCACACUCAACAACAUGCCCUCCGAAGGGAGCAUUGUGCGUUUGACUUUUUUGUAGCCCUUAGAGGUUUUUCUGACUAUGGUUUCCAAGUAUCUAAAUUGACGCUUCUGAAGUUUCCUCGGGAUAAGAAACGGUACUUAUAUAUUAUUUCCGUCAAAAACCCCGAAUAAUAGCUUAUACAUAACUUUCUUUUUUAAUUAGCUUUUUUAUUUACCUGCUGUGAACUAACUUGGACUCGGAACGUUUUUCAUGCGCCAACGUUAUCGAAAGGGAAACUUUUUUUAGCUUUCAUGAUGAUAUUCUAUAGGAUCGACCCAUAACUCCUGAGUUACCCAAUCGAUUGUUGUCAAAAGUGGAAUUCUGCCAAACCUGCGGUCAAGAAUGUCGAGAAGUGAACGGCGUUUGGAAGUUCGUCUUUUUUCACGUUAUUUCAUUCAGAUUAAAGUUUUUUUGAAGUUUUGAAGUUCUAAUAUCCCUUUUUAGUCGUCGGAGAAAGGUAAAAUAGAAAUUUAGCAUUCAAUAUAUUUUUGUUUCUCCUUUUUCACGUUUCUUCAAAGAAGGUUUUUUUCUCAUAAAGUUUCGGAGAGAUUUUUUUCAUUUUUGUUUGAAACUAUGCAUAUCAUUUACGAGAAAAAUUCAUCUGUUAUCAUAUCUGGGGAGAUUGAAUCAAAUUUGUAUGGACAGUCGAAAUAAAGGGAAGAGAACUUGGCUGACUUAUUCCAGAUAUAAAAAGAAGUUUCUCAGAUGUACGGGGAAGUAUUGUUCCAAGUACAAGGAAGUGGCGGCGGCCUCGUCGAUGGACGGCGUCUUCGACAAGCUCGACGUGCCCCUCCUGGCGGUCAAGACCGAACCGAGCGGAGUCUUCGAAGUCGAGCCUUCGGGCGCCCUCUCCACCAACGAAACUCUCAAGGCGAUGGUCAAACGCGAACUUUCCUCUCCGACUCCUACUCCGAGGGCUUCCGUCCGAGUCAGCAAACCCAUCAAGAAGGAGGUUUGAUCCCUUUCUUUCUCGUUCUUCAAGGAAUUGGGCGAGAAUAUUUUUUUAUCAUUUUUUCUUUCUCUGAUUGCUCAAUUUAAAACUAGAAACUGCGACCGGAAAUUUCGCCUUUCAUUUUUUUUUUUUGUUUUUUUCUUUUUUAUUUCGAUGAAUUCAAAGUCUGGCAUGUAAAAAUCAUUCAAAUUUUUGUCAGGUUGAAAAUUUUGAAUCAAGUCGCCAUUUUCGUAGUUUUAUUCAUAAAGAUAACCGUUUGUUUUUAAAGUUCCACUUGAAGAAAUUACAAUGUCCACCAAAUAAAAAACGAUAUUGAGACUUUUCUAUAAGUCAGUUUUUUACAUAUCUCUCUUCCUACGAAGUUUCUUGUCAUAUUUAUUUCCUACUUACACUGAAGAAUUAAAAAAAACUUCUCAGAUUUUUGCUGUAUAACUAUUUUCGAGCAGAGCUAGCUAUUUCCCAGAAUUUGGGCUUUUCAGGUGUCCCUGGGCUACGAGGAUGACGAGCAGGCGUCGCCGCCACGGUCUUCCCUCAAAGGCUCGCGGCCCGUCGAGAAAGAAAAGAAGCGGAAACGCGUCAACGUCGUCAGUCCCAAACUGCACUCGAAUCCCGCCGACGACCAGAUGCCGUCGUCCGGAGGCUUCUUAUCCCCGCGGAAGGCCGUUCGCCCCAAACACUAGUUCGUUUUUCGAUUUUAAAACAAAGAUCAGAAAAUAGUUCUCUGAAUUCUCGGGGCUAUAACUCUGCUGAUAAUAAUCAGGACAGGGUUUUUGGUCAAAAUCUAUUACCAUGUGUAAAAAUCUCAGUUAUAUCAAAAUAUCUUAAGUUUCAAGUUUCUGAAAAUUUUUCAUUAUGUCUCCUCCAAACUUUCAAAAUUUUUUUCAUAAAACCUCCUUUACUUUCCUGUCUUUAAGACUCAUAAUUUUUUUGUCAAAGGGGAGAGGGUCUCAAAAAAAAAAAGUUUUUCCCCGACUGAUUUAUCAAAAAGUGUAGAAAAGUUUUUAGAUGUUAUGAUUUUCAGCAAAGUCGAGAAAACGCCGCCAAUUUCGUCGAGUGGACAUCGUCACUGUGUAUUCUGCAAUGGACAGGUCCGGCCGCAGAUGUGCGGGGGAAACAGACAUCGGUACCUUCCAUCCGAGAUUUCCAUCUUUCUUAUUUCUCUCUUUCAAGAUGGAGAUGUGUGGACAAAAAGUGUCGGAAAUGGUACGGUUGGGUGCGAUCUCACGAAGAAAUUCCAAAAAACGUUGGGAGGAAGGUUUGCAGUUUUUAUUUAUGAUCACGUUCAAGUUUGCCGAAUCUCAGAGCAGCAAAUACCUGCAAUUGAAAUCUUUAAAGCCGAAAAGAGAAGAGGUUUCCGAAGAACCGGCUAUCCAGGUUCUUCUAGAUCGAAAAACACGAAAUUCCGACCAUUUGUUGCAGGAAUACCCAUUCAAGAGGAAAGUCGGCCGGCCAUCCAAGAACGACAUCAAGAUCCGGCUGAAACUUCAGCGCGAGGUACACCUUUUCUUUUUCAUUGAAAUCAUUGACUCCUUAAUUUCCCACUGUUUUUUCAAAACAUAUUAUUCGGUGAAGUUCGAAGAAAUGAAGCAUUAUUUACUUGAAGGCUUCGCAAAAGAGAUCGCCGCCGCCUUCUCAGCUGAAUGGAGCGAAACGGAAGUACACGAAAAGGAAAGGCAAAUUCGACGGUUCGGCGCCUGGAACUUCUGGUCUCGAGAACGUUGAAGAGGAGAAGAAAAGACGUUUGUUUUUUUUUUGUUGAUGAAAUAUUUAUAUAUUGCUUAAGUAUUGGUAAAUCAGAAGAAUGGAAAAAAAACUGUUUGCUUGAUGCUCAAAAUAUUUAUAUAAUAUUAUUUAUUUACAGGCAGAACAAAAAUAACAUGUACAGAAAAAGAGAAAAAAAUUUGGCAUUAAGCCUGAAAUAAAUAAAUAAAAGGCACUUGAGGCCCUCACGAGCCUCUGAGCCAGUAAUGAAAGAAUAAGAGGUGAGGAUUGCGCAAAGGUAAAAUAAGUGAAUGGUAAAGAAAGCAUUAUAAGUUAUGACACAGUGUAGCACAGGUGAAUGGGGAACUGAAUUGUUUGUAAUGAUAUAGACGCGCAUAAGAUGGAUAAGAGUAGGGCUGAAGCACGGGUGCCUGGUUCAACGGAGUCUGCUGGGAAUAGAUCCAAAAAGGAAAUUGUUAUCGAGGGAUAGUAACAAAGACCUGAAACGAUUUGGAGAGACAUUGAGGUUUCCCAAUGUGGCCAGUUUAUUCCAAAGAGGGAUGAACGUCUCAAAGAAAUUUUCGAAACGAAUCCCUACUCUGAUAAGACGUGAUGGAGCACGUACUGAAUUUGAUCUCCUGAAAACACUGUGAGAAACUGGCAAAUGACUCUCCUUAAUAUAGAUUUUUAUGUAGUGUUCUUAGACAAAAAUUCGACUCGUCUUCUAAAAAAAGAGUUUGUGUUAAUCUGAGCUAACCUGUCUUCAUAACUAGAAAAACCUAAUGUUUGAUCUCAUGAAUGUUUGGCGAGUAAAUUGACGGAAGAUGUUUUCGAGGGUGUAAGAUAGUUCUGAAGCUAGGGGGGACUGAACAACUCACAACAGUAGUCCAUAUAGGGAGCAACGUAAGUAAGAAAAAAAUCCGGCUCAUUAGAGCGGGAGACAGGGCGCGGAACGCUCUGAUGAUUUGUUUACUUUUUUUAGUUUGCAUAAGGCUAUAACUUUACGAAGGUGAGGCUCAAAUGUUAGUUUGUUAUCAAUAAGAAUGCCUAGAUCGCGAACAGCUUCCGCGGAAGAGAUAGUUAUAUUAUUUAUAGUAUACUGAACAUGAGGGUUGCUACGGCCUAGAUGGAGAAGGGUGGUUUUGUGUUCGGCCAGGGGAAGACCCCAUUGACUAGACCAUUGGAAAACGUCGUUGAGACCUUGCUGAAGCGCUAUAGGAUCGUCAGAAAAAAUUUUAAGAUCAUCAGCAAAAAGAUAAGCCUUUACAUUAUCAGAUAAGUUGCUGAUAAUGUCAUUAAUGAAUAUUAUAAAUAGGAGUGGGCCGCAGACUGUUCCUUGCAAAACUCCAGAUGUAAUGUUAAAAGCCGAGCUAGAUAUGAUACCUUCACUAAUGACAAAUGAUUUUCUGUUGGAUAUGAAAGAUGCGAACCAGCUAAUAAGUUUUUGGUCGAAACCGAAAUCUUGGAGCUUGGCGAGCAGAAGGUUAUGGGGGAGCAUGUCGAAGGCUUUGAGAAAAUCGAUAUAUACUACGUCUACGUUAUUACCAAGAGCUAGGGAUCUCUUCCAGUGAGUGAUGCAAUCGAGAAGAGCUAGUUUACAAGAACGAUGAUUUAAAAAGCCGAAUUGAGAAUUAGAAAAAGUGUUUUUGAAUUUAGAUCUAAUAGAGAUAGCUAUUAUUUUUUCCAUUAAACGAGCAAUGUGAGACGUCAAUCCGAUAGGUCGGUAGUUAUUAGGAUCGCUUUUAUCGCCUUUUUUGAAGAUAGGGACUAUAUGAGAGGUGGACCAAGUUUUGGGGAUAGAGCCCGUGCAAUAAGAUAAGACAAUUCUUGAGAACAAAAAAGUUGAUAAAGUCAGUCGAAAAGCCAAUUUUUGAUGGGCAUUUGCCUAAGGCUUUGAAGAUGGCGUAAGGGCUGAAAUCAGGUUCAACAGUCAAAGGUUUCCUACUUGGAAAGAGAGUGGGUGUAUCAUAACUAUGCAAAUUACGAUUUUUGGAGAAAGUGUCCACAAAUAAAUUAGCUUUUUCGGAUGGUAGAAUGAAAGACCUGCCAUUGGAGAUAAGGGGUGGAAUAUCAUGACGAAGUUUUAACCUAGAACUAAUGUACUUGGAAAUACUGGCAUUUGAGCCAGCGGCAAUUUUUCUUUCAUGAUUAAUGAACCAACGUAGAGUUUUACGACGAAAUUUAGAGGUACUGAUUUUGAAAUUUACGCGACCGAAGGAGGUGCGCAGAUUGAAGCGUUUAAGACGCUUGAGAAUUUUGGAAGAGAAGUUGCGUAAAAAGUUGGAACCGCGAUGAUUGCGUGGUUUGAGAACUGGGCAGUUGUCCCGUAUGAGCUCGUUGAAAAUUUUGUUGAAAUGAUUAAAUUUGGAGUCGAUGCUAGAAAAAUAUGAAAACUGUCUAUCCCAAUUGUAAUUGAUCAUACUUAGGUUGAGACGUGCAAAGUUGCAUCGACGGUAGUCAAGACGAAAAAGGUUUACCGUUUUUUUGCGUGCGGAACAAUUGAUUUUUGAAGAAAAAUGGCUAAAUGGUCAGUGUAGAUAGGAGGAUUUUUGGAACAAAGAUCAAAAAAUAAGUCGGGGCGGUCAGUGAAGAUUAAGUUUCAUAAAUUUAAAGGAUCUUCUUGAAAUAAAGAAGGAAAUUAAUAUAGGAAAAAUCAUUCAUAAAGUUCAAAUUUUAUUCUAAUUGUUUUAUUCUCUGAAUGGAAAAUGUUUCAUUUUUUUCAGUGUUUUUUAAAUAGAAAAUUAUCUUCUCCAGUGCUUUUUAGAAAAGAAACUAUUAUGAAGUCGUGAAUUAGCCGUAUUAUCAAGAAAUUGAGAUUGAAUAAAAAAAGAAAUAUGUAGUAUUUGAAUGCUUCGAUUCUAUUUUUUACUGGAAAUAGAGCGACAUAUUUGCAGCGGUCUCUCCGCUGACGAAUAAACAGUCGCGCUUUCGGCCCAGUGCCAUGGAGAAGAGGGCGCGCUGGUGGACAGGCGAGAAGAGACGCGUCGACAUCAGCCCCGAAAGGUUCACAAAAAACAUAAUCCAUUGGUUUUCGCCUUUUUUUUAUUUGUGUUCUUGUACGUUUCGAUAAGUUCAGUUCUAAACUAUAGGCGAAUCGAGAAAGGGUAUCGCGAUACUCUCUGAGGAAUAUCGCAGGCUCUGAAGCCUCACGAUGGUACCCCGAGUAUACCUCUGAAAAUUUCAAGGAAAAUAAGAUGGACUUGAGAGAGACUCUGAAGUACCUCCGGGAUGGCCCAGAUAUAACUAAAAGUUAUGCCGGAGGCCUCACGAUGGACCCAUUAUGGGGCCUUCAAGAUCCAUUUUGAGAGGUACCUUUGUGGACACAUCAUGGUACCUUCUCGAUUCGCCUCUGACGAAAAGUGUUUCGAGUUUCUGGUCUUUUGUAUAUUUCCCGAUUUAGCCGCCAGUGAAGAUUUGUAGAGCUCAUUUAUCGCUCUUUUAAUUUCGUUUUUUGACUCUUUAUUGAUUUUUUUUGCCUAAAAAAUAGCAGAAUAGAUACAAAAAGAGCGGUGUCCGAGUUUUUAAACAUUCGAUGGUGCUCGUGCCAAGAACAAAAAAAAGGAUUAUAGAUGCUAAAAGAGUGAUAUUAAAAUUUUCUCAUGGAAAAAGCGCCCAAUCAAGUGAACAUUGUAGAGAACUCGGCACGACUCCGGCGGACUCGGCGGCGGCUUUCCGGCUAAUGGCCCAUGCGGUGAGGUCGGCGGCGGUGACGAGGUUCGCUGAGGGUUAAGGCCGGUGUUAAUGGGAAAGCUCAAGAGCCGACGAGAUGGGAACGGUGAACGGGACUCUCGACCUGCUGAUGGACUCGCUGUUGGGCUCGAUGGGUCCGCUGCUCUCCAUGUUCCAGAAGCUGCCGCUGAUGCGUAUGCAGCCCGAAACAGCCUCUGAGAUCUGGAACGCCUCUGCCGUCCAUCUACCCAUGUUCCAGUAG